Molecule: messenger RNA, 1133 nt
Organism: Oncorhynchus keta (chum salmon)
Lineage: Eukaryota; Metazoa; Chordata; Actinopteri; Salmoniformes; Salmonidae
Product: cytoplasmic phosphatidylinositol transfer protein 1-like
Exons: 4
Coding region: 888-1118 (76 amino acids)
Biological process (GO): phospholipid transport
Cellular component (GO): cytoplasm
Molecular function (GO): phosphatidylinositol transfer activity; phosphatidylinositol binding
Source: RefSeq, a predicted model, not a curated record
UCCACAUCGGAAUGAACGGGCAGUUGUUUUCUGUUCAUUGCGAAGUAAAGAGGGAGUGCUGAAUGUUGCAAUAGAGUAUCGUCAGUUUACCGCCAGACAGCAGCAUCACCUUGAUGAUGUAGCCGAACAACAACAGCAUACUCGCCAAUUUUGAUUUGGGACCAACGUGGCUCAAUUCAGAGCUCACUGUGUGCUGGCUUUGUCCGGGACGUUAGCGCUGCCACACGACACUUCGGAUGAGUCUUGGAUAGUGCUCAGAGGAAUUUAGCCUAGAGUUCAUCGCCGUUUUUGUAAUGCUUUUCUUUUACAACUAAUAUUACCACCAGAAGCGUUGCUGAUCUUUACCGUGCCAAUUAUUUUGCUAAUGGGUCGUUUUAGUGGAUGUUCCCUCAUGAUAUCAGUGAGAAGAUGACUGCAUUUACUUUGCUCUGCUCGGUCGUGUGAUUGCAGUGGGAUAGCGGACGCUCACAUUCAACGCUGGACUGAGAUAGCAUAGUUGUUCUAAUCAAAUAUAAAGAUUGUGUUGUUUUUUAUCAGUCUCGUGCUUAUCUUUGAUGACAAUUGCCUAGCGCUGGCAUAAGUUUGAGUUUCCAUAGACCGCCAAAAGACAGAACCUAAACGUCGUUUCAACUUCUAGUCGUUUUUUUGACAACAGUCUUGACGGAGGAAGAAUAUGUUGAUGAAGGAAUAUAGAAUAUGUAUGCCGCUCACUGUGGAAGAGUCCCCAAGGUAGAGGUUCUCUUCUCUGGCUACGAGGGGACCGUUCCCUUGCCUCUGUCUGGAUCUCAUCGUUCAGACUGGCCUGGCACAGAGAGACCAGACGGAAGGAGAGACACUCAGCUAUCCCAUCUGCUAGAUGUCAGGGGUACAGGAUUGGCCAGCUGUAUAUGAUCAGCAAGCACAGCCAUGAGCAGAGUGAGCGUGGAGAAGGAGUGGAGGUGGUGCAGAACGAACCCUACGAGGACCCCACACAUGGACAGGGACAGUUCACAGAAAAACGCGUCUACCUCAACAGUAAGCUCCCUAGCUGGGCCAGGGCUGUGGUCCCUAAAAUCUUCUAUGUGACAGAGAAGGCCUGGAACUACUACCCCUACACCAUCACAGGUAACCACUCCUAGGACCAUCACAGAAGA